AUGGCCAACUUUCGAGUGUCGCCAUUGAUGACGCUCCUCGGAGCCGUCUUCUUCUUUUCGACCAAUGUUUUCGCAGUUGCUGCCGUAUUGGGCGUCGACCUGGGUACUGAGUACAUCAAGGCCGCCCUCGUCAAGCCUGGAAUCCCUCUCGACAUCGUCCUGACCAAGGAUUCGCGCCGAAAAGAGACCUCCGCUGUCGUCUUCAAGCCCUCUCGCAAUGGCCCCCAGGCUGGCGAGUUCCCUGAGCGAGCCUAUGGUGCCGAUGCCAUGGCUCUCCGGGCUCGAUUCCCCGGCGACGUCUAUCCCAACCUGAAGACCAUCCUCGGCCUCUCCGUCGACGACGCCGUGGUGCAAGAGUACGCCUCCCGAAACCCCGCCCUGCAAUUGCAGGCCCACGAGACCCGCAACACCGCUGCAUUCAAGAGCAAGGCGUUCACUGCUGAGGAGGAGGCAUGGAUGGUUGAGGAGCUUCUCGCCAUGGAGCUUCAGAGCAUCCAGAAGGCUGCCGAGGCUGCGGCCGGCGACAGCUCCUCUGUCCGAUCCAUUGUGGUCACCAUCCCUCCCUUCUAUACCAUUGAUGAAAAGCGUGCCAUCCAGACCGCCGCCGAUCUUGCCGGCCUCAAGGUCCUUAGCCUUAUCAGCGACGGUCUUGCCGUCGGCCUGAACUACGCCACUAGCCGACAGUUCCCCAGCAUCAGCGAGGGAGCCAAGCCCGAGUACCACAUGGUCUUUGACAUGGGUGCUGGCUCUACCAAGGCUACCGUCAUGAAGUUCCAGAGCCAGACCGUCAAGGACAUUGGCAAGUUCAACAAGACCGUCCAGGAGGUCCAGGUCUUGGGUGCUGGCUGGGACCGCACUCUUGGCGGAGACGCCUUGAACCACCUCAUUCUCGACGACAUGGUCGCGCAGUUCCUCGAGUCCAAGGGCGCCCAGAAGAUUUCUGCUACCGCCGAGGGUGUCAAGGCCCAUGGCCGUGCCAUCGCCAAGCUGUCCAACCAAGUCGAGAAGGUUCGCCACGUCCUGAGCGCCAACCAGAACACCGGAGCCAGCUUCGAGGGUCUGUACGAGGAUGUCGACUUCAAGUACAAGAUCAGCCGUGCUACCUUCGAGGAGAUGGCUGCGGUGCACGCCGAGAGGAUCGCCGCCGUUGUCAACGACGCCCUCAAAAUGUCUGGUCUCGACAUUGGUGAUCUCGACUCUGUUAUCCUUCACGGUGGUGCCACGCGAACUCCGUUUGUGCAGAAGGCUCUCGAUACGAUUGUUGGCUCCGCUGAUAAGAUCCGAUCCAACGUCAACUCUGACGAAGCCGCCGUUUUCGGUGCAGGCUUCCGCGCUGCCGAGCUCAGCCCCAGCUUCCGAGUCAAGGAGAUCCGAAUUUCCGAGGGCUCUUCCUACUCUACCGGCCUGAAGCGAGUUGAGACUGACGGCAGCGUUGAUCGCCAGCGCUUGUGGAGUGCCAUCUCGCCCCAGGGUGGCUCCAGGGUCAUCGCCUUUGACGACAAGGAGGACUUUGCUGCCAGCAUCUACCAGCAGGUUGGUUCUGAAGAGAAGAACGUCAAGGCCCUUGCUACCAAGAACCUAACUGCGACCGUGGCCUCCAUCAAGGAGAAGUACCCUACAUGUGUGGAAUCAGACAUCAAGUUUAAGAUCGCAAUGGAGCUCAGCCCUGAGAACGGCGAGUUCCGGGUUGCCAAGGCCAUUGUCGAGUGCAUGGCCGAGCCUACUGAGAAGGGUUUUGUUGAUGGCGUCAAGAACCUCUUUGGCUUCGGAAAGAAGGAUAAGGAAGACCAGAAGCCUCUUGGUGAUGGCGAGACCGAAGGCUCUGAGGAGGUUAUGAAGGAUGAUGCCGCCAAGAGCUCUUCUGCUUCUGACGAAUCCGCUGAGUCUUCUACUGCCUCUGAGGCCGCGCCUGCGGCUUCCGAGGGCGCCGAGGACGCAAAGGCCGAUGCCAAGAAGAAGGAGGUGGUCUCUAUCCCCGUUGAGGUGACGCUCGAGAACCUCGGCACUCCUGAUCUGACCAAGGCUGAGCUCGUCAAGGCCAAGGAUCGCCUCAAGGCUUUUGCCGCCUCAGACAAGGCGCGCCUCCAGAGGGAGGAGGCCCUGAACAAACUUGAGGGCUACACAUACAAGGUCAGAGACCUUCUUGAAGACGAGUCCUUCAUUGCGGCGUCAACCGAGAAGGAGCGAACCAAGCUCGCCACCUUGUCCAGCGAAAUCAGCGAGUGGCUCUACGAAGACGGAGCCGAUGCUACCAAGGACCAGCUCAAAGCCAAGCUCAAGGUGCUUCAGGACAUUGCCAACCCCGUUCAGAAGAGGAUUGUAGAGACUGAGAAACGACCUGACCUCUUGUCCAACUUGAAGACUGUUCUUUCCAAGACGGAUGAGUUCAUUGUCAAGAUCAAGUCCCAGAUUGAAGAGCAUGAGGCAUGGCACAAGUCCGCCUCGGAAUCUCCCGCUUCAUCGGAGUCUGCCUCUUCUAGCACCACCGAAGCAUCAGCCGAGACACCAGCUGGUGAUUUUGACGGGCUCGAGGAUGAGGACGCAGCGGCGACGGCCCGCAAGAUGGAGGAUGUUAUCAGGGAGAAGGGACCCAUUCCCCCUCUGUACACUCUUGAGGAUCUGACGGAGGUUACGGAGCUCUACGAGUCUACUACGAGGUGGCUGAAGAGAUUGGAGCCCAAGCAGGCUGCCCUGAAGGUUACCGAUGACCCCGUCCUCCUGAUCAAGGAUAUUGAGGCCAAGACAGUGAAGCUGGAACAGGCAGGCAUCCAGGUGGCGAUGAAGGCCGCUAAAAAGGUGGAGGCUGAGGCUAAGAAGGCCAAGAAGGCUGCUGCCGCGAAGGAGAAGAAGAACAAGAAGAAGAGCAAGGUGCCCGGCGCGGAUGAGAAGGUCGAAUUCAACGCCGAGGACUUUAUGAAGCAGUUCGGAGGCAAGGACGGCGAGGGCCCCACGGAGCAGGAGCUCGAGGAGAUUAUCAAGAGGCUGCAGGAGAACCAGAAGAAGUCGGACGAGAAGGCGGAGGAGAAGGAUGGCGGCGAGAAGCAGCCUCCCCACGAUGAGCUGUAG
Ilyonectria robusta is the source of this 3066-nucleotide messenger RNA. RefSeq names its product Hsp70 protein-domain-containing protein. The transcript has 2 exons. Gene Ontology annotation, cellular component: endoplasmic reticulum chaperone complex. Gene Ontology annotation, molecular function: ATP-dependent protein folding chaperone; ATP binding. Lineage: Eukaryota; Fungi; Ascomycota; Sordariomycetes; Hypocreales; Nectriaceae. Gene Ontology annotation, biological process: cellular response to hypoxia; negative regulation of hypoxia-induced intrinsic apoptotic signaling pathway; endoplasmic reticulum unfolded protein response. The record is from RefSeq and is a predicted model, not a curated record. The coding region runs from base 1 to 3066 and encodes 1021 amino acids.